Dioscorea cayenensis subsp. rotundata (Guinea yam) is the source of this 1429-nucleotide messenger RNA. Its product is annotated as aspartic proteinase CDR1-like. Gene Ontology annotation, molecular function: aspartic-type endopeptidase activity. NCBI's taxonomy places the organism in Eukaryota, Viridiplantae, Streptophyta, Magnoliopsida, Dioscoreales, Dioscoreaceae. Gene Ontology annotation, biological process: proteolysis. Gene Ontology annotation, cellular component: extracellular region. Bases 2 to 1405 code for a protein of 467 amino acids. The record is from RefSeq and is a predicted model, not a curated record. The transcript has a single exon.
UAUGUAUAUCUCUCACUACAACGUAAUCCAAUUCCAACCAUAUAGCAUGGCUUCUCUCCUUCUCUCCUUGUUAAUUCUCUUCUCCAUCUUCUCUUUUAAUAUUGCAUACAGUGAUAGUUCUGCAGGGAUGAGCAUGAAUCUCAUUCACAGAGACUCAUCUCGCUCUCCAUACUACAACCCAUCUCUAACGUCCAAAGAUCGUGCCCGUGCCAUUAUUGACCGUUCUCUCUAUCGUGCUCAUUAUCUCUCGUCCCUCAUCUCCAGUUCAACUUCAUCACCUUCAUCCAUAGAAGCAAAGAUAAUUCCAAACUCCUUUGAAUAUCUCAUGGAGUUCGAGAUAGGCACUCCACCAUUCAAAGUCCUUGCCAUCGCCGACACCGGCAGUGAUCUUAUAUGGCUCCAGUGCAAGCCAUGCAUCCAGUGCUACCAUCAAAUCCCACCCAUCUUUGAUCCCAGAAACUCGUCCACCUUCUCUACUGUUUCUUGCAAGACAGACAGCUGUGAGGCAAUCCCCACUGCAGGCUGCGGCAAGGGUUCAUUGUGUCAAUACCAGUACAGCUACGGCGACCAGUCUUUCACCAUCGGCGACCUCGCUCAGGAGACACUUACCUUCUCGUCCAACGCUAGUGGUGGCUCCUCCUCUCUCCCUAAACUCUUCUUCGGCUGUUCCCAUAAAAGCAACGGCACUUUUGACAAGCAUGGCGGCGGGCUGGUCGGUCUCGGAGGUGGUUCUUUGUCAUUGGUGUCCCAGUUAGGCUCAUCCAUUGGUAAAAAGUUCUCUUACUGUCUGGUUCCAUACGGUGAGAACGCUACUUCAACUCUCAACUUCGGCAAGGACGCAACUGUCAAUGGCCCAGGCGUUGUAUCCACUCCCAUCAUCCCCGGCUCACAGGACACUUUCUACUUCCUCAGUCUGGAGGAGAUCACUGUUGGAAAAGAUGAUAAUAAUAGUGUGGUUGCGACUACUACUACUACUCCAUCCGGAAGUCGGAAAAAGGAUGACGUUGAAGGUAACAUCAUAAUCGACUCUGGCACGACCAUCACCUUCAUACCUUCCACCAUGUUGAAGCCUUUGGUGACCACCUUAUUGGAUAAAAUCAAGCUCACCAGAGUCGAUGAUCCUGAUGGUUUCUUCUCCCUUUGCUUCAAAGACGAUGGUUCGUCGGUUUCUGAUGACGCAUUCCCAGACAUCACGUUCAAGUUCACUGAUGCGCCGGUGGUGCUCUCGCCGCUGCAAGCGUUCGUACAUAUAAGUGAUGACGUUGUUUGUUUGGGCAUGGUUUCUAGCGAUGAUAUGGGAAUCUCUAUAUACGGUAACGUAGCACAGCAGAACUUCCAUAUUGGCUAUGACCUCAUCAAUAAACGUCUUUCCAUUGCUCCUGCUCAAUGUUCUAAUUACUUAUAGCCGCCUUGUUUAAUCCGUGUUUCU